AUGGCAGCACGAAUGAAUUUCAUAAAUGGAUGGCUGAUUGCCAUUAAUGGUCUUUUUAUGUUAUGGGAUUCAUUAAAAGGGGAUUCAAAUGAUAAAUAUUUUGUUUUAUGUACUUCCCGUAUAAAUCAAGAUAGAAUAGAACAUUUAUUUGUCAUGUUCAGGUUACAAAAUGGAAAUAAUCGAAAUCCUACAUCUGUACAAUUUUACUGCGCCUUUAAAAAAUUAUUCUGUUUGAAUUAUUUCCAACAUUCACCAGACGCAAAUUGUAUUAAAGACCUAGAUAGUAUAUUAUGUCAUUUAAAUCCUGCAGAGCUAGCAAACAGUUCAAGUGUAAUAUUUCCUGAAGAAACUCCAAUCACUUGUUCAACUAGCUUAAAAAUAGGUACUGUUGACUAUAGAAAUCUUGAUGUACCAGAGUCUAAUUCUUUGACUUUUGUUUGCGGAUACCUAUACAGCAAAUGUCUUAAUGUGCAUCGUUGUGAAUUGUGCAUAGAGUAUGGUAGAAGCCCAAAAGAUCUGGACAAAACACUUCUUUUGUGCUACUUUAGGCAUACGUAUACCAAUAAAGAUAAGACAGUUUUUGGUAAUCUACAAAUGCCCCAAACCAGUUUUUAUGACUACAUAAAUGAAAAUUUGUUUACAGAGAAAAAUGUAAUCCUGUUUCCUGUAAUUUGUUUCCUGUUUUUGCUGUUGAGAAAAAUGUAG
This is a messenger RNA of Macrosiphum euphorbiae (potato aphid), 705 nucleotides long. Lineage: Eukaryota; Metazoa; Arthropoda; Insecta; Hemiptera; Aphididae. The record is from the annotation of a GenBank genome assembly.